Molecule: messenger RNA, 600 nt
Organism: Trichoderma aggressivum f. europaeum
Lineage: Eukaryota; Fungi; Ascomycota; Sordariomycetes; Hypocreales; Hypocreaceae
Exons: 3
Coding region: 1-600 (199 amino acids)
Source: RefSeq, a predicted model, not a curated record
AUGAACUACGUCGAAAUCACAGCCAGCUGGCUCUUCUCCAACGCCAAAGGCCGCGAUGCCAAAGCCUUCACCAAGGGCCCAGCCUUCGCCUCGCAUCCAGAGCCCACCAUCCAAAUCACCUCCCCAGACUGCGGCGAGAACGGCGCGACCCUCUCGCCCGACUACAUGUUUGAGGGAGAAGGCCGCUUCCCCGAGCUAAAGUGGGAAUCGGUCGAGGGCGUCAAGCAGUGGCUGCUGAUAUCGGAAGACCCAGAUGCGCCGCUGCCAACGCCAAUCUGCCACGGGAUAUACCUUGGAAUCGACAAGGACAAGUUAUCCGUUACAAACAGUGACUUUGAGCAAGAAAACGAAAAGUCCAGCAGACUAAACGGCGGGUUUUACUACGGCGUCAACCGCCGCAACAGUAUUUACAUCCCUCCCCGACCUCUUCUCAAUCACGGCAUCCACAGAUACUUUUACGACAUCAUUGCUCUAAAUGAGCCUCUGGAUACGACCACCAUCGCCUCAAAGCCCACGAGAGACCAGAUUGGCAAGGAAAUCAAUGGCAAGGUAAUAGCUUGGGGCCGUUGGAUAGGCCAAUGCGAGAGGAGGUGGAAAUAA